Hemicordylus capensis (graceful crag lizard) is the source of this 5992-nucleotide messenger RNA. RefSeq names its product focadhesin (gene FOCAD). The transcript is spliced from 44 exons. The record is from RefSeq and is a predicted model, not a curated record. The coding region runs from base 181 to 5592 and encodes 1803 amino acids. Gene Ontology annotation, biological process: regulation of post-transcriptional gene silencing. NCBI's taxonomy places the organism in Eukaryota, Metazoa, Chordata, Lepidosauria, Squamata, Cordylidae.
CUCAGCACCAGAAACGAAGCCCGGUUCGCCGGUCCUCGUCGUUGAUUUGUUGCUGGGACAGAGAGCAGCUGCUAUUGAGCCUGCGCUCCUCUACCACGCCGCGUGGAAACUGGGUGCUUGGUUUGACACAGCACAAGUGGAAGGCAGAAGCUGGCUGGAUUUUAGGUCAAAGAAACAGCAAUGUCAGAAGAAAUCAGAAAGAGAUUUGAUUUUCCUAACACACUUAUACAGUCCCAAACUGUGGGCCAUCUUGUUGCUGCCGUACUGAAAGAAAAUGUUUCCUCAAGCAAGAUAAGCCAGUCCACUAACCAGACCCCUGCAUUAAACUUGCUCUGGGAAAAGUGCUGCAGUGACAGUGUGGUUGUCCGAACAGCAUGUUGUGAGGCGCUGGUGACUCUUGUUUCACAGGACCAUGCCGAGCUAAGCUAUGUUCUUAAUGGUGCUCUCAACCUGAUUCCUUCUGCUAGGAAUGUCCAUGGUGUGAUAAAAAUCAUAAUGAAACUGUUACAAAUGCAGGCCAAGAAGAUGACAAAAAGUGAAGAGGAACAACUGUGUGAUUUAUAUGCUAUCAGGAAUUCUCCUCAUCCCCUGAUCACUGUGCUUGAAAACAGACCAGACUGCUGGCCACUGCUCCUACAGCAGAUGACAACUUUUUUCCAGCAAUGCCCAGAAAGUGCAGGAAGUUCACGUGUCUGCAUAAUGAGACCAUUUCUAAGAUAUCUGUACGGUGAGCCCUGCCAGCUGCGGGAACAUGCUGAAUUACGAAUGGGCCUGCUUAGAGUCUUACUUCAGCCAUUUGUACCCCAGAAGAAAGAAAAACCUUCUGUCCUUGAGUGCCACCUCCUUCAGUUGUUCUGUGACUUAAUUCCACAUUAUCAGAUAAGAGACCUGCCACAAGUCACAGAAACACUGCUUUUCCUAGAAGAGUUAUUCCAGAGUCUGCUGCGCUACCCUGUUUUUUGGAAAGCCCAAUUAUCCCAGUUCUGUCUGCAGAUGUUAUGCUUCUGUGAGGUUUGCCUGCAUGUCACGGGCGAAUGUUCAUCUUUAAUUUGCUUGAUGGAAGAAAACAUUGAGUUCUUGAAAGAGGGUUUUCCGUUUGAGCUCGCUAUAAUUGGAUUAGGCUUGCUCCUACUACAAGCUCCAGCUAGUCAGCAAAAGCCCAUCUUAAACCUAGCCAUCAAGCUUCUUUCUUGUUUGGAAACCAAGAUGACUCUAGCCACAACCCUCAUCCUGGUAAUGCCUGCACUGCAGAUCUUAUCUUCCACAGCUAUUGAGGAUGGUGUAACUGAGGGUGAUGGUGGCACAACUAGGCAGCAGUUGGCCAUAAAUCUUCUAGAACGUGUACAGCAAGAAGAAAUGAAAGAGAAAAAGGAAUCGGCUUCUUGUGAGUACUUCUUUCCCAUAACCAGUGCUUAUGGUUUGUUGCAUACUACAUGGAGAAUCGUUAUACUUCUGAGAGGAAAGUCUUCUGUGUUUGACUGGUUGUCUUCUAUUAAAUCCAUGCUUCCUAUUACAACUCAAGUUCCUGUCCAUGUUUUUCUCCUGCUGGCCUAUCUUCUUGUUCAAGAAAAUGGAGUAGGUCUUUGUGCUGUACUGGCUGCCACUCCAGAAAUAGCCAAAGCAGAUCCAUCCCAGGUGCCAAAUCUGAUUCCAGUCCUGAUGUUCAAACUGGGAAGGCCACUGGAGCCUCUAGUGUAUCAGAAUAUCUUGUAUACUUUGCCUGCUUUGGGUGUGCACAAGGUCUGUGUGGCUCAGAUUCUGCGUGCGUUGCAGGUGUUAGGAAGCACACCGAAGCUUCAGGCCGUUACUUUACGACUGAUGACAUCUCUGUGGGAGAAACAGGAUCGCGUUUACCCAGAACUACAGAGAUUCAUGGCGAUGUCUGAUAUGGCUUCCCUAUCUGUAAGCAAAGAUACUCAGUGGGAAAAGGUGAUUGCCAAAGCUGCUUCUAUCAGAGAUAUAUGCAAGCAAAGGCCGUACCAACAUGGAGCAGAUAUGCUAGCUGCUAUUUCCCAAGUAUUGAAUGAAUGCACAAAACCCGACCAAGCCACACCUGCCGCCUUAGUAUUACAAGGCCUUCACGCACUUUGUCAAGCUGAGGUUGUUUGCAUUCGCUCUACAUGGAAUGCACUCUCACCAAAGUUGAGCUGCGAUACCCGACCACUCAUUUUAAAAACACUGAAUGAACUGUUCUCCCUUGUGCCUUCAUUAACAGUGAAUUCAAAUGAAUAUGAGAAAUUUAAAGCUCAAGUUGUCAGCUUCCUGUGGAGCCACACUCAGAACAAGGAUCCUCUUGUAGCCAUCUCUGCAUACAAAUCUCUCUCAGAAUUUGGCUCUGAAGAACACACCAUCCUUCAUCUUCCAGAACAGGCAAGACCAGAACAGGACCAACAAGAAGAGACGGACAUAAAUGAUGAUGAUGAAGAAGAAAAGGAGGUGGAUCUUUCUAUUCCUGGUACCUCAUAUAUCAAAUUGUUGUUGCUCACACCUCCUCCUGUUCUACCAGCAUUCGAAGAGUUUGCAGCAUCGCUUGUGAAAGAGGAGAUGGCCAACAUGCCUCGUGGCAUAUACCAUUCUGCACUUAGAGGAGGUGCUGUUAGGUCAGAUCAAGGGAAGACUGUAUCGGGAGUUCCAAACUUUAUGUUGAAAAUGUAUGAGAGGAACAAGCAACCAGGACUGAAGCCUGGCCUUGCAGCUGGCAUGCUACUCUGUUAUGAUCUUCCAGUCCACAUGGGUAAGGAUGGCAAACCUAUCAGCCGAUUUCUAGCCAGUAGGGGGCGCAAUUUCCAGCAGACGUUAAUAGCUCUCAUCCAUGAGGUAAACAUUCAACCUUCAGAAUGGCAUCGUUCUCUGCUACUACCUCAGUCCUGGGCAGGAUUUAUGGAGAGAACAUAUCAUGCAGCUUUACAAGGAAGGCAAGCAGAGUUGGAGAUGCAGUUAAAGCAUGGAAAAGAGGGACCUGAAGAAGUGCAAUACAAACAAUUUACAGCCUGGCUCUGGGUCAGAGAGAUGUUGACUGAUGUAAUCAAGGGUGCUUCAAAGGAUAGCCCAGUGGUAAAGGGAAAUUGUCUUCUAGCCUUAACAGGCCUUGCAGUUGCUGUAGUAAAACAUGAGAAGGGACUUUCUUUGGACACUGAAGAAGCGAUCGAUACUGAGCCAGACUUUCUUCCUACAAAGCACUGGAUCUCCAUGGUGAUAGAUACCCUCCUUAGUAUUGUAGACAGUCACUACCGCCCCAAGGGGCGCGUCUUCCCAUGGUUUUAUCAGAAAUCCUACUCCGGUGAAAAUACUGCUAGUGCCAUUGCUCGUUCCUGUGCAGCGACCGCUUUGUCUCUCUUAGUGCCAGUUUUUAUUGUAUCCUACAAGGAAAAGGUUGAGGAAGUACUCAAUAUACUGGUUGCCAUGUUACCUGGGAAACCAAAUGCUGAUGAGUCUCAGGCUGUUCAAAUUCACAUGGGCCUUGCUUUGGGGAUGUUUAUCUCACGGUUAUGUGAAGAGAAAGUCAGUGAUGUAUCUGGCAGUCAAAUGAAUCUGCUCUUGAUGAAGUCCCUAGAUACGUUAGAAGACUGUUGCUUUGACACGAGUCUAGAAUACAACACUGGAUGCAUCCUUGGUGUAGGACUUGUUCUGUCAACAAUGAGCUGCAGCAGCCAAACAGAUUCUCAUUUUCACAUCUCUGCUUCCCUUCAUAAACUCUGCAAAUACUUGGAAGAUGCAGAAUACCAAAGCAGAACAUUCCAGGAGAUCCUUGCCUACACAAUCGCCUGUGUCUGUGUCUCUGCUUUCAGCGUUAGGAUCAUUGAGGCUACAGAGGCUGAGGAAGUCAUGAACAAGUUGCAGAAAUUAGCAGAAACUAAUCAACAGACUUCUGGCUUUGCUCUAGCAUUGGGUAGCAUCGUUUAUGGAUUGUCUGUCUGUGGACAUGGUAAAGCAGAAGACCUCAGUAACAGACUGCUUCCUGCCUGGAUGAAAAUUGUACUUGCAGAGGGAGCCCCUACGAUGCAACGACUUGCAGCAGUUAACGGGCUGGUUUCAGUGGUGGGUUCUGAAGGAGCCAUGAUACAGCUGAAAUCUGAAGCUGUCCAGUCUUCUCAGUUUCAGAGCAAACUUAAUGAAGUCAUCAGAACUCUGAGUCAGAUAAUCAGCUUUUCUGGGGUGAUUGGCCUUCAGACAAAUGCAGCAUGGCUCCUGGGACACCUGCAUCUCUCCAGUGUGUCUGCAACCCAUAGCCGAACAUUGGUUCCUCCAGACUUUAGCUACCUGCCUGAGAAGAGCUUCCUUAGGGCAGCUAUUGACUUUAUUAUUGAAGGUGGAAAGAAAGGCCCUGAACAGGUUUCUCCUAACUUGGUAAAAGUGGCAAUGACACCCAUCGCAUUAAUUGGAGAAAACUACCAGUACCCACCAGUGAACUGGGCAUCAAUUCUUUCCCCUCUGAUGAGACUAAAUUUUGGUGAAGAAAUUCAGCAGCUGUGUGUUGAACUAACUGUGACCCAGACCCCUUCAUCUCAGAAUGCUGUCACGCUUUUGGGGAUGUGGGUAGCACCACCUCUAGUAUACAGUCUAAGUGUAAAAACCAAGAAAUUCCUUUUCACUUCCUUUCCUCUGUGGAUGAAAUAUGUAGCAGAAGAUAAACUGCAGACCUUCACUGAAGUAUUUAUGGUGCAGCAUUUUGAAGCAAAGAACUAUUCAAAAAACCUGGAGCUUUGCUGGUGUGUUUUGCAGGGGCUCAGCCAAGCCAUGAAGCUUCCUAGCCCUGCUCAGUACAUCUGGAGCUUCCUUUGCAGGGCUGCCGAGAGAAUAUUUGAGCUUUUGCCAAAUGAGAUUCGGCAAAGUGAGGUGAAGAUGUAUAUAGAUGUAGCAAAAUGCCUUUCAGAAAUGACAGAUGCAGAGGUUGACAGGAUUUCCCAAAUCUCAAAGAACAAUGUGGAAAAGGUUGUCUUUGUUAAAGUUCAUUUAGUUUCUCAAGGCAGACUUCCUUUGCUCAGAUGGAAUGAUGUGAUUAGUAUUGGAGCUGGGUGCCAACAGAAAGAAGCCAUUGUUUGGAUGCUGUUGCAGAGUUUCUAUCAUGCACGAAUAGUGAGCCAUGAAAACACAGGAGUCUUAAAGAGAAUGGAGUGGCUCUUGGAACUGAUGGGAUAUAUUAGAAAUGUUUCCUUAAAGACAACCACUAUACAAAAUGUGGCUCCUAAAGAGGCUGUCAACUUCCUGUUGUGGAUCUUUGCUGCAUCUGUGGUUGCCUGGGCUGACCAUGCUGUACCACUGCUUCUUGGCCUCAGUGCCAGCUGGUCUCCCUGGGAAUGUGAGCCAUCAUUAGGAUUAUCUGCAAAUCAUUUGGGCAAUCGUCCAGUAGAUAAUCUGGCUGUCCAAGAGACCCUUACCCUUCUUCCAAGUAGCCUACAAAGUCUGUUGGCUAAAGAGCCUUGGAAAGAACAAACACAAAAGUUUAUUGACUGGAUGUUUUGUAUACUAGAGAGCUCAAGUGAAUCACUUUCCCAGCAUUCUAGAGAUCUUCUGAAAGCUUCACUGUUGGCCCUGAGAGCUCUCCCAGAGUUCAAGAAAAAAGCAAUAUGGACAAAGGCCUAUGGUUGGUAGCCACAGUAUGGCAUUUUUGCUUAUGCCGCAGAUCUGAACUAGUGAGAGAAAUAGACCUACUAAAGUGUCAAAAGUAGUAUUAAAGAGCAUAUAUGCUAUGGAGUAAGUAUAACAGAGCUUCCGUUCCAGAGGGAUUGCUGUCUUUCCUGAAGAAAAUGCUUAACUACGCUGACUGAGUGCACACAUACAUUUGUUUUGAUUUGAUCAAAAGCAAGGACAUUUCAUUACUUUUUUUUUUUUGCCUUCGUAAAAGCUUGCUUUAAAUUUGAACUGCAGUGUUUCAUUUUGUGAAAUGUACAGAAGAACAGAGUGUGUUUACAGACAUGCACAAAGCCUUUAUGAUAUACUGGAUAUAACUUUUCUAUAAUCUGGUGGCAAAAUUAAAAACAUUAUCUUGAAA